This is a messenger RNA of Drosophila busckii, 1180 nucleotides long. RefSeq lists its product as uncharacterized. Bases 16 to 1131 code for a protein of 371 amino acids. Lineage: Eukaryota; Metazoa; Arthropoda; Insecta; Diptera; Drosophilidae. The record is from RefSeq and is a predicted model, not a curated record. The transcript is spliced from 3 exons.
CGAACAGUAAUUGAAAUGUUUGCCAACUUUAGCAAAUGCUACAACAGUAACGAUAAAACUUAUCGUACUUGCUACACUUACAAUGCUAAUUAUGCGCCCAAGCUGCGACUGCAUUGCUAUAAAAGCCGCCAACAGCCUAAUAGAGCCACAAACAGCAAACUGAUGGGAGGCCUGAGGAAAGUGAUUUUAGCCAUCGCGCUGCUCGCAGUGAGCGCAGCGCAGGCGGCUUCAGUGGCCAAGCCCGCUUGUGGUGGCACCACAUCGGCGAAGGAUAUUAAUCUAGUGAAGCCAGCGAAUCCGCCCAGGGAGUGCGUCUAUCAUGUCAAGGCCUACAGCAAGCAGGUGUGCCAGCUGAGAAUUGAUUUCGCCAUGACACUGGCGCAGCCCACGAUACAGGAGCAGGCGAAUACGGGCCUGAUGACGGCCGAGUGCCAGCAGGAUUACUUUGAGGUGAACGGACUGCGGCUGUGCGGCGUGGAGACCUGGCAGCAUAUCUAUGUGAACUUCAAUGCCAGCGCCGGCGAGUCGAAGCUGGACUUGCUGCUGGUGCUGGCCAAUCGCGCUGGCGGCGUCAAUCUGCCAACACCCGACUGGAAUAUGCAGCUCACACAGCUGGAGUGUCCGGUGGGCGCAGCUGUGCGUGAACUUGAGGCGCCCGAGGCGCGCUCCAGCAGCAUUAAGGACGGCUUCUUUGUGGCGCCUCCCGGCUGUCUGCAGUACUUCCCAGAAGCCAAGGGAGUGGUAAAGUCAUUUAAUUACAACGAUGGCCACGGCAUUUACCCAUCGCAUAUGAACUACGCCAUCUGCUUCCGUCGCACCACACAAACCAAUGGCCUAACCAUUCGCUCUUACUUCUUCCAUGUGGGCGCCGAGACCGCGGCCAGCACUCUGCUUACCGAUAGCUCAUGUUAUCGCAGCAGCAGCUCCAAUGUGCGCAGCGCUGAUUUUCUGAUGGUGCCGCAGGCCAAGCUAGUGGAGCAGAACGAACACGCCACCUACUUCUGUGGCGCCACCAACAAGGAUGUGCUCAUUCGCAGCAACAACCCGGGUCCAUUGCUUGUGCUUUUCAACAGCGAUGAGUACUUUGAGCCCAACGAUGCUGGCUUUGCUUUUACCUAUACAAUUGACUAACUGCGACGACGCUUGUGCAAAUAAAAUUAACAGUGCUCUCAACAUUUAA